Brassica rapa (field mustard) is the source of this 910-nucleotide messenger RNA. RefSeq lists its product as uncharacterized. Lineage: Eukaryota; Viridiplantae; Streptophyta; Magnoliopsida; Brassicales; Brassicaceae. The record is from RefSeq and is a predicted model, not a curated record.
UUUGCAUUCAUUCAUGGAAUCCCACAUAGAUGGAGUGGUCCUUUUGGCAACUGAUUUUGUACAGAAGGAUGAGAAGAAAGAUGAAAGAGUAGAUCGUAUUUUAGAUAUGAUCAAUAGUAAACAUGAUUGGAACAAUCAUGUUUGGGGAGUAAAAGAAGGUACGAACUCUGAAUUUGAGGAAUCUGGCGAAGAGAAAGGAGAGGAUCAAACAGCUGAUACUGAGAGAGGUGAAAAUAGUCAUGUUGCAGGGAAUGUUGAUGGCACAGCUGAUGUUUCGGGAAGAAACAAGAGAAAGCAUGCAGACCGAGGAGCAGAGUCAAGGAAAAAGAAUGUUUUGUGCCACCUAGCUGCUUCAUCAAAAGGAAAUAUUGACACAGAUAUGAAAAAUUUCUUGGAGGAUCUGGUACAAGCUUCUUUUACUGCUUUUGGGGAGAAAUUCUGUCAGCAGUUCUCGGACAGGUUGGGUAAGAUUGAGACUGAGGUUACACAACUCAGGACAGCUUCAGAGAGAACUGAGCAAUUUGAGACCGUUGUAACCGACAGAUUGGGGAAAAUUGAGGCUGAGGUUACACAGCUCAGGACAAGUUUAGUGGUGACUGAAUUGGUGGGAAAGAGUGAUCAAGCAAGCGGUCCUAGCUUGACCAAAAUCAACAGUGGUCCUAGCACCAGCAAAAAAGGAACUGCUCCAACAAAGAAAAAGGCUGUAAAAAACCAAGAGUUAAAGACUGCUGAUUCGUGUGUCAAUUUACCUCGUGCAAAAGUACUCAAUCAUCAGCUAGUGAUCUUCGUAUGGGUACACAAGAGUUUUUGGAAAGUUGCAUGAAGAACCUUCCAUUAGACACAUUUGUGAAAGGUUUGAAUCCUUCUCAAGCUAAAGUCGAAGAUUCAUUGGAUUGGUUGGAACUUCCUA